AUGCUGGAUCUCACACGCAACCUGCACGGCCGCAUAUGCCUCCUGGCACGCGAUCAUGAAGGAGUCGCCCACAGUCUUCACCUCGUAGCACCUGUGCUUCGCGAUCACACCGCGGAUCAGCCGGUGGUGGGUAGCCACGAUGUUCGGCAUCAGCUGCGGCAGUGUCGCCCACAGCGCCGUGCUGUUCUCGAUGUCCGUGAAGAUGAGCGUCACGGGCCGCUGCGUGUCCCUCGGCGCAUUGCGGUUGCUGCGAAGACCCCGGCGCAGGAACCACGCCAGGCACAGGGCGAACACGACAAAAGCAGCCACGCAUCCCACCACAAUGCCCACAACGGACCGUCCUUCUCCGACCAAGCCACGCUCACGCGCGUCGUCGGGGGUAACAUACACCAUGUUGGGAGUGAGAUACGGGUAGUCGUUCGCCACGCUCCCGUUGAGCACACGCUCCAUCGACAGCACGCAGAUGCCCCGAGCACCAUAGUUCUUAAUAGUGCAGUUCACAGGAACACCCUCGGGCGUAUGAUCACACUGCUUCUCGUACGGCCCAAAAUGCCUGUCGUAAAUAGUGACGAGAUUGUUCGCGUAAAGUGUCUCAAGCAGCUUGUCAGGACUACCACCUAUAGAGGUGAGCCUGAACGAAAUGACCACUACAAUGAAAGCUUCAAGGGCGCUGGGCGUAUGAUACGCCUCCUCGACAUACGUGUGGAACCAGCGCAGCAGCUUGGAAUCCUUGUGCGCCUCACUCGAGGAAUCCGACCAGAGUGGCAGGUUCGUGGUUGUCAGCAGGCGGCCACGCACAUUCGGACUCUCGCCUUCGAACACGGACACGAACACAUCAUAGUGCAGCGAGAAGUCCUGGUAGCUCACAAACACACAGGCAUUGGGAUUCACGCGCAGGUGGUCCGCAACGCGCUGCACAUCCCCGCUGUCCAGACCUACAAGCAGCGUGUACCCAGACGACGCAACGCCAGAGGUGAGCUCGUCGUCGUCACCCACACCGAGCUUCUUCACAAGCGCCACGCCAAGCGUGACGGCCGUCUUCUCCAGAACAUCCAGCAUCGCCCUCGACUCGUCCGCCGUGAGGCCACGCACCGCAGCCGUCAGACCCGUCGACGCCACCUUGCGCACCACACCCUUGUCAGACAGAUACCACAUCACCACGAAGAACUGCUGCUCGAGCGUCGGCACGAUCUCGACAAGGGUGUCGUGGGAGUACGCGUUGAGGCGUGGUCGCUUGAAGACGGGGUUUAUCACAACAAAGCCUUUCGGCAUGUCCACGGUCGUCGGUCCGGUGAAGAGGGUGACACGGUAAUCCUUGGCGUAGCUGAGCACCUUCUGGGGCACGGUGGACUCCGUUACGUUGAGCUCCUUCAGGUUGAACCCGUAUUGUGGCCAAGAAUCACGCACAGCACGCUUUUUCGAAGCUUUCUUCAUACCCAGAAAUGA
This is a messenger RNA of Phytomonas sp. EM1, 1446 nucleotides long. The record is from the annotation of a GenBank genome assembly. Lineage: Eukaryota; Euglenozoa; Kinetoplastea; Trypanosomatida; Trypanosomatidae.